Molecule: messenger RNA, 1068 nt
Organism: Aphidius gifuensis
Lineage: Eukaryota; Metazoa; Arthropoda; Insecta; Hymenoptera; Braconidae
Product: endocuticle structural glycoprotein SgAbd-8-like
Exons: 7
Coding region: 125-814 (229 amino acids)
Cellular component (GO): chitin-based extracellular matrix
Molecular function (GO): structural constituent of chitin-based larval cuticle
Source: RefSeq, a predicted model, not a curated record
GAACCACAAUUACAAUUCUGUAUUUGAAUCAUCAACUUGUCUAACAAAGUGUACAUUAUUUUUUCGCAUAAAAAUAUUAAUUUAACUUACAAAAUUAAUCAACAAGUAGAUUCCAUAAAUCAACAUGAAAAUGUUUCAAGUGGUAAUUUCAUUGGCAAUAUUUGGAAUGUGUUAUUCAGCAAGACUUGAUAAUACUUAUCUUCCACCAAGAAAUGCUGGAAGUGCUGGUGGUGCUGGACUCAUACCAGCACCUCGACGUGGUGCUGAAAAUGGUAGACCAAUAUAUGCUGGAGGUGUUGGUGGUGGUAGUCAAUAUAAUGGAGGAAAUCGUGGUGUAGCUUCUGGUGUAAAUCAAAAUAUACCUAUUGUUUCAUACACAAAUGAAAACAAUGGUGAUGGAAAUUAUGCAUUUAGCUAUGAAACAGGAAAUGGAAUAAACGUUCAAGAAACUGGCCAGUCACAAGGAAACAGAGAGACUGUUAGUGGAUCUUAUUCAUACACUGGACCGGAUGGUAUUGAAUAUACAAUUCGAUACACCGCUGAUGAUGAAGGCUUUCAUGCAGAAGGUGCUCAUAUUCCUACACCACCACCAAUUCCAGAGGCUAUUCGACGAGGUGUUGAGCUAUCACUUGCUGCUGAGGCACGUGGUGAAAAUCAGGAUAAUGGAUCCAGAGGACAGGGCAAUGGAUAUCCAAGAGGACAAGGUGGACAACAAGGUGGAUAUUCUAGUAAUGGAUCUGGUCGUGUUGGUGGAUCAACGUACAAAGGACCAAAUUCUUAUCAAACUAGUGGAAAUGAAGGAUACCAAUAUUAAUUUUUUAUCAAAAAAAAAAAUUCAGUCAUUGACGUUCUGCUUAGACCUUGCUUUCAUUUUUUAUUUGAUAUAUAUUUAUAUAUUUAAUAUUUCCAAAAAUAGACAGACUUGUGUACAUAUUAUUUUCUAUUUUUUUUUUUAUAUCAAUUUAUGAGAAAAAAAAAUUGUACUUAAUCCCAUUUUUUUUACCAAUAUGUUCAUUGUGAUUAAUUAUUUUUUUUUUCCUUUAAUAAAAAAAUAUAAAUGAUAAAAAA